Messenger RNA from Alosa sapidissima (American shad), 1353 nucleotides. Its product is annotated as P2Y purinoceptor 14. Gene Ontology annotation, molecular function: G protein-coupled purinergic nucleotide receptor activity. The coding region runs from base 286 to 1353 and encodes 355 amino acids. Gene Ontology annotation, biological process: G protein-coupled receptor signaling pathway. Lineage: Eukaryota; Metazoa; Chordata; Actinopteri; Clupeiformes; Clupeidae. The transcript has 2 exons. The record is from RefSeq and is a predicted model, not a curated record. Gene Ontology annotation, cellular component: membrane.
UGAGCAGAGAGAGGAAGUACAAGUUUGCAGUGCUGGUAGAGUCUGCAAAGAGCUGUGGAGAUAUUAUGAAAUGAAAGGUUAGUGGUAAAUCUGUGAUGUUAGUGAAUUUUGACACAUUGGUCAAAUCGUUGGCUUUUGAGUGAUCAUCUACUAAACGUUUCUGCUGGGACAUUGAUCAGAAGACCGCACAGAGCUUUAGCUACUCAGGGGAGAGACGGAGAGAUAUUCGACAUUCUGGGCCAACCAAACAUCCCUGCUCAUCAUUCACCAGUCUGCUCAUAAGGCAUGGACAUCACCAACAACACCAGUCUCCGUGGUAACCAGACGGACCUCAACAGUGUGUUCACACGUCAGGUGCUGCCCGUGCUCUACCUGGUGAUCUGUGUGGUGGGCCUGGUUCUCAACGGCCUGGCCGCCUGGAUCUUCUUCCGCAUGUCCAGCUCGUCGGCGCUCAUCGUGUACCUGAAGAACAUGGUGGUGGCCGACGUGCUCAUGCUGCUCACCUUCCCUUGGCGCAUCGCUGGCGAGGCGGGCCUGGGCGGGCGUCUCCUUAAAGAGCUGACGUGCCGCUACACGGCGGUCAUCUUCUACCUGAGCAUGUACGCCGGUAUCGUCUUCAUGGGCCUCAUCAGCCUGGAGCGCUACGUCAAGAUCGUCCACUCCUCCUCGUCCACCUCCUGCUCCUCGUCCUCCUCCCUGCCCUCCGCUGGCUCCCUCUGCUCCUCGUCGACGUCCUGCUCGUCGUUGCUGCGGCACGUGCGCUGCGCCCGAGCGCUCUCCUUUCUGGCCUGGCUGCUGCUGCUGCUCUGCAUGCUGCCCAACUCGUUCCUCAGCAACCAGCAGCUGCCGGCCAGCAGCCAGUGGAGCUGCAUGAAGCUCAAGAGCGAGCUGGGCAAGGAGUGGCACCGCGUGUCCAUCAUGCUAAGCAUGGGCAUUUUCUGGGCGAUGCUUCUGCUUCUGGCCUUCUGCUACGCGUCCAUCGCGCUGCGCGUCUACCGCUCCUACCGGCGCCUGGGCCGCGGUGGCAACCAGCAGGUGCGACGCAAGUCCAACCGCAGCAUCCUCAGCAUCCUGGCCGUGUUCUUCAUCUGCUUCGUGCCGUACCACGUGUGCCGCGUGCCCUACACGCUGAGCCAGAACCGCGACGCCAGCCCAUACGUCCUCUUCCAGGCCAAGGAGGCCAUGCUGUUCCUGGCGUCGUUCAACGUGUGCUUGGACCCCGUCAUCUACUUCCUCAUGUGCCGCACCUUCCGCGAGUCGCUGCUGCAGAGGCUGCCCUGCUGCACGCGCCCCACUCACGAGCCCGCGAGGCGGGGCUCCUUCUCCAACGGCAUCAGCAUCAGCAACCUGUGA